AUGACGGCCCAACUCUGCGCCUGCCCGGGCUGCCCCCUCGGCGCCGGUGUGGCCUCAACUCGGGAACCGCGAGGGGGGCGAGGGCCCUGGGCUGGGGACGCCGAGCCGCCACCUCCCCGCCGCGGGUUUCCAAGCGCCCCUGCCCCGCGGAACCCUCCGCCCUCCUCCCCACCUGUGGCUCUCCAGCCCGAGACUGCUAGUGGCCGGGGUGGCAGCCGGGGACGGGACACCGCACUCACCCGCGUCUGCCCGCCGAGAGCGGCACCCGAGCCCAGCGGGCCUUUCCCGGAAACCACCAGCGCCGGAACCCCCGGAGGCGACGGGGCGGGGACCGCGCCGGGACUUGGAAGAAGCGCCUUGGGAGAUCGGAAGGGUCCUGCACAGACAGCUGUGGCGGAUAAAUUAGAGUCACACAUCAAGGACGGAGCACAGUGCCCUGCGUGCAAUAGCACAAGGAAAAUGGUACCUGUUAGCCUUCCGUACUAUGGUGAGCUCAUGUAUCACUUGACAUUAGGAGUUCGAGCCCGAGAAGAGCACGAUCUAGUCUCAACAACAAAAAAAUGAGCCAGGCAUUGUGGCCAGCACCUAUAGUCCCAGGUACUUGGGAGGCUGAGGCAAGAG
Molecule: messenger RNA, 621 nt
Organism: Otolemur garnettii (small-eared galago)
Lineage: Eukaryota; Metazoa; Chordata; Mammalia; Primates; Galagidae
Product: collagen alpha-1(I) chain-like
Exons: 4
Coding region: 1-564 (187 amino acids)
Source: RefSeq, a predicted model, not a curated record